UUUAAAUUCUGGAAUUUUGAUAACUACACUUCCAUGUUUAUGAUUGAUAAAUUUUGAAAGGAAAAGCAUCUUUCAACAAUGUCUUACCGGAGGUCUUGUCACGCAAGCAGGCGUGUUGCUAAACUCAGUUCAUUGGCUCUUACCGAUUGUGUAUAAUUGAAUGGGCGCUGUUCUGUGGCAACCACCGCGUUGCGCUUUGAGAAAAAUGUAUGCCAGCUCACAUCACCUGCGUUUUGGUUAAUCCAUUGUCCUGCGCCUUGCUCAUGGACCUAUGUAAACGAGUGCUUCAAUUGAUUACAGCUUAUUUGCAGUUAGUGGUGUCCUUUCCCCGAGAAGUCUGUGACAUGCGAUUUAUUGCAUUUGGAGACUGGGGAGGUCUGCCUGAUCCACCUUAUGCAACAAUCGUUCAGAAAGCCAUAGCAGAUGAGAUGGGGAGAGUUGCGCAAUAUACAGGAACAGAUUUUGUAAUUAAUGUUGGAGAUAAUUUUUACUACCAUGGUGUGAAUGAUGUAAAUGAUUUCAGAUUUAAGGAGACAUUUGAGAAUGUGUUCACAGCUCCGUCCCUUGCCAAUAUUCCAUGGUAUAUUCUGGCAGGAAACCAUGAUCAUUUGGGUAAUGUUUCAGCACAGGUUGCUUAUUCUGUGGCCUCUAAGAGAUGGAACUUUCCAAAUCUCUACUAUGAAUUGGAUUUUAAGGUUCCUGAUAUCAGCGUUUCUGUCACUAUUCUGAUGAUCGAUACUGUUGUGAUUUGUGGAAACACCUAUGAAGCCAACCUGCCGGAUGGACCUGAAAAUCCCCAGUUAGCCAGGCAGCAGCUACAGUGGAUCCAGCAAAAACUCGCACAUUCCAGGUCUGACUAUUUGAUUGUUGCCGGUCACUAUCCAGUGUGGUCAAUAGGACAACAUGGUCCGACUCCAUGUCUGGUAAAUCAGUUAAGACCACUUCUAAAGCAGUACAAUGUGACAGCCUAUAUCAGUGGCCAUGAUCAUAGUCUGCAGUUUAUUCGUGAAGGUGAGGGGAUUGCCUACAUUGUCAGUGGAAGCGGGAGUUUCGUUGACUCAUCAACAAUGAACAAGGAGAAGGUUCCAAGCAAUUGGCUACAUUUCUACAACGCUGAGAUUGGUGCUUUGGGUGGAUUUGUACUGAUUCGAAUUACUGCAGAACAAAUGUUUGCAUCAUACAGACAGCCGUAUGGGAUGGUGGUUUUCCAAACUGCAUUACCAAGGCGCAACCUUUAAAUCAGGGGAGAAAAAAUGCCUUGAAAAGAAAUUGAUUUCUUGUAGAAUUGUUCAAAAUAUGCAUGCACUUCAACCAGUUUGUAGUGUCUAGGAGACUGAAUUCAAAAUUGAUUUUACUGUGGACUGUUAAUUGAUCUAUU
Molecule: messenger RNA, 1378 nt
Organism: Stegostoma tigrinum
Lineage: Eukaryota; Metazoa; Chordata; Chondrichthyes; Orectolobiformes; Stegostomatidae
Gene: acp5b
Product: acid phosphatase 5b, tartrate resistant
Exons: 6
Coding region: 210-1238 (342 amino acids)
Biological process (GO): bone resorption
Molecular function (GO): ferric iron binding; acid phosphatase activity; ferrous iron binding
Source: RefSeq, a predicted model, not a curated record